CUUUUUUUUCCUUCUUUUUUUUUCCCCUUUGUUUUUCCUCUAAAACUUCCUAUUCAUUCAAAUUUUCUACAUCUUUGGAUAAUCGGUUUAUAGUUAUUCUUAUCUUGUUUCAUUUAUCUUGGUUUUUUUGGUUUAAUCAUGGUUUCAUCUGCUGUCUUAGGGUUCCCAAGAAUUGGUCCAUUUAGAGAAUUGAAAAAGGCUACUGAAGCCUACUGGAAUUCAAAGAUCUCACAAGAGGAAUUGUUAAAGGUCGGUAAAGAAAUUAGACUCAACAAUCUAAAAUUACAAAAAGAUGCUGGUAUCGAUUCAAUUCCUUCAAACGAUUUCUCCUACUACGAUGCAAUCUUAGAUUUCUCCAUCUUAUUAAAUGUUAUUCCCCAAAGAUACUCUAACGAAAACUUGUCUCCUUUAGAUUUAUUAUUUGCAAUGGGUAGAGGUUUACAAAAGGGCUCAAUUGAUUUGCCAGCUUGUGAAAUGGUUAAGUGGUUCGACUCAAACUACCAUUACGUUAGACCAACUUUCUCUCACUCAACUGAAUUCAAAAUCAACGGUUCCAAACCAAUUGACGAAUAUUUGGAAGCCAAGUCUAUCGGUAUUGAAACUACCCCUGUUUUAAUUGGUCCAGUCUCUUUCUUGUUUUUGGGUAAAUCAGACAAAGACUCUUUAGAUUUAGAUCCAAUCUCUUUAUUAGAUAAAUUAUUGCCUGUUUACCAACAAUUAUUAGUCAAAUUAGCCAGCGCCGGCGCUAAAAAAGUUCAAAUUGAUGAACCAAUCUUGGUUUUGGAUUUGCCUCAAAACGUCAAAUCUGCUUUUAAAGUUGCCUUCAACUACUUGGCUAAAGCUUCCGAAACCAUCCCAUCAAUUACCUUAACCACUUACUUUGGCGAUGUUAUCCCAAACCUCAAUGCUAUUACCGGUUUGCCCGUUGACACUUUACAUUUCGAUUUUGUCAGAGGCUCUUCUCAACUAUCUGCUGUCUUGGAUAUCUUAAAACCAAACCAAUCAUUAUCCGUCGGUAUUGUUGACGGUAGAAAUAUCUGGAAAAACGAUUUAUCCAAAUCAAUUGAUUUUAUCAAACCAAUCGUCUCCAAAUUAGGUCAAGAUAGAGUCAUUGUUGCUUCUGCUUCUUCUUUAUUGCACUCUCCUGUUGAUUUAAAUAACGAAAAGAAAUUGGACGCUGAAAUUAAAGAUUUCUUUUCUUUUGCUACCCAAAAAUUGGAUGAAAUUGUUGUCAUCUCCAAGGCUUUAUCCAACGGAGAAGAAUCUGUUGCUGAUGCUUUAGCUGCUAACAAGGCUUCCAUCCAUGCCAGAGAAACCUCUACGAUCACCAACGACCCAGCUGUUCAAGAAAGAGUCUCCAAGAUUACUCCAAGUUUGUCUGCUAGAGCCUCGGUUUUCCCAGAUCGUUACAAAGUACAAAAAUCAAGAUUUAACUUACCUCUAUAUCCAACCACCACUAUUGGUUCGUUCCCUCAAACUAAAGCCAUUAGACAAACAAGAAAUAAAUUCAACAAAGGUCUUAUCACUCUUGCUGAAUACGAUCAAUUCAUCCAAUCGGAAAUUGACGAAGUUGUCAAAUUCCAAGAAGAAGUUGGUUUAGAUGUCUUGGUUCAUGGUGAACCAGAAAGAAAUGAUAUGGUCCAAUACUUUGGUGAAAAAUUAAAGGGUUACGCUUUCACCACAAACGGUUGGGUUCAAUCUUAUGGUUCCAGAUAUGUCAGACCUCCAAUUAUUGUUGGUGACGUCUCAAGACCCCAAGCCAUGACUGUCAAAGAGUCUGUUUACGCUCAAUCUAUAACAAAAAAACCAAUGAAAGGUAUGUUAACUGGUCCAAUCACCUGUUUAAGAUGGUCUUUCCCUAGAGAUGACAUUUCCCUAAAAGACCAAUCUUUACAAUUAGCCUUAGCCUUAAGAGAUGAAGUUCAAGAUUUAGAAGCUGCUGGCAUUAAUGUCAUUCAAGUCGAUGAGCCUGCUAUUAGAGAAGGUUUGCCAUUAAGAGAUGGUCAAGAAAGACAUGAUUACUUGGAUUACGCUGCUAAAUCCUUUAGAAUCUCAACUUCCGGUGUCCAAGAUGAUGUCCAAAUUCACUCUCAUUUCUGUUACUCAGAUUUAGAUCCAAACCAUAUCAAAGCUUUAGAUGCCGAUGUUGUCUCUAUCGAAUUCUCAAAGAAAGAUGAUCCAAACUACAUUCAAGAAUUUGCCAACUAUCCAAACCACAUUGGUUUAGGUUUAUUCGAUAUCCACUCUCCAAGAGUUCCAUCAACUGAAGAAUUCAUUCAAAGAAUUGCCACUAUUUUGGAAGUUUAUCAACCUGAAAAAUUCUGGAUCAACCCAGAUUGUGGUUUAAAAACUAGAAAAUGGGACGAAGUUAGAGCUCAAUUAACUAAUAUGGUUGCUGCUGCUAAAUAUUACCGUGAAAAGGCCUAAUUUUUCUCAUUUUUGAAAAAAAAUUAAAAAAGGUUUAAUAUAUUUCUUCAUUUUUUUUUUCGCUAUUUUUUGGUGAUGUGAUGUUAACUUCUUUUAGAUUUUUUUUAUUUCUGAAUUUUUUUUUCAAAGAAAAAAUUUGUAAUGACUUUCAACUGUACUUUUAUUCAUUUUUAAUGUUCUUCA
Molecule: messenger RNA, 2610 nt
Organism: Ascoidea rubescens DSM 1968
Lineage: Eukaryota; Fungi; Ascomycota; Saccharomycetes; Ascoideales; Ascoideaceae
Gene: MET6
Product: 5-methyltetrahydropteroyltriglutamate-homocysteine S-methyltransferase
Exons: 1
Coding region: 139-2427 (762 amino acids)
Molecular function (GO): 5-methyltetrahydropteroyltriglutamate-homocysteine S-methyltransferase activity; zinc ion binding
Source: RefSeq, a predicted model, not a curated record